Racocetra persica is the source of this 455-nucleotide messenger RNA. The record is from the annotation of a GenBank genome assembly. NCBI's taxonomy places the organism in Eukaryota, Fungi, Glomeromycota, Glomeromycetes, Diversisporales, Gigasporaceae.
AAACUAAAUCCGAAGCAACUAAGUCCGAAGAAACCAAAUCUGAAGAAACUAAAUCUGGUGAGACUAAAGCAGAUGAGGUUAAAUCCGAAGAAACUAAAACUGAGAGUGUUAAAUCUGAAGAAAUUAAACCUGAGGGAAUUAAGUCUGAAGAAACAAAAUCUGAAGCAACCAAAGUCGAUGAAGUUAAAUCUGAGGAAACAAAGAUUAAGAAAGUUGAGGAUGAGGAAAAGAAAAAGGAAGAAACUUUAAAAGUUGAAAAUGCUGAAAGUAAAUUGAGUUCAGUUAGUAUGACAAGAAGUUCUAGUAACCGUAGUGAAAUAACUUGUAUAAACGACGAAGAAAAUGGUGGCAGCGGUAAUACCACCGAUGUUGAAGUAGAUGAUACUCAAACAACUAAGAAUAUAAAACUUGAACCAAUAAUAACAAAGGACACAACUUCACAAAUUCAAAUAUAA